AUGUUUAAGAGGCUGGCCAAGCAGCUGAUACAGGAGCUGGACUCCGAAAAGAAGCUAAUUCCUCUGACUAGCCUGGCAUAUGCUGAGAACUUCCGGCCCCUCUCUUUGGUGACGAAAGAUCAAUCCAAGUUGCCUUGGCAUAGUCGGAAAUAUUCCCCAACUCCUUUCAAGUUGGCAGACAUACUCCCGGAAGGAGAGACAAUGGAAAUAGAGCUGAAACACUCUGAGCCGCUCCUGUUUUCUGCAAACGUGUGCAAAAAAUCCGGAGCAAGGCUGAACCUUAAGAUACGGUCUGCAGGUAUGGACAUUGGUGGCUUGGGUGCCACUUGUUUAUCUACUUCGCCAAUGUCAGUGAGGAAAACCUACGUGGAUACCAGAGACCUGUGGAAAGUCAAGAAGACAUCCCUUAGCUUGAUCCAACAAAAGUACCCAAAGCUGCAGUUCUAUGUUGUGACAGAGGUUUUUGAAAUAAUGGAGCCGCUGCUGAUUGAAGAAAUUGUCCAAGGAGGAGGCAAGGGAGAGGUGACUGCCGUGGAGAUAUUUAAAAUACAGGGUCUGGACUCAAGAAUGAAAAGAAAGUACUUGCAGAUCCCCUGUGGCACAGUGGUGGCCUAUGUGGUAGAGAAGCUCCAGACUCCCGAGGAUAACUUGACACUUUACUGCCUGCGGCUUCGGGCAGUGUCAGUUACCAGCCUCACUUAUGAUGCAUUCCAGGAUGAACUGGGCUCUUCACUGACAGCUGUCCAGCAAGUGAAAGACACAGUCAAAGAGGCCUACGAGCCGCUGACGUGCCUGAGCCAGGCCUUGAAGAUUCAUUUUCUGGAGUUCUUUGGGAUUUUCCUGCAGGAUGGAGAUGUCGCCUCCACUGUUCAGUCAGUGCUGGAGCUUUCCCUGGCAGGAGACAUUGCUGAUCGCUCUAUGUUGGCGAUGUUGAAUGAGGACUUCCGGCCUCAGGUGGAAACCCUGCUUUCCCACUUAGGGAUUUUCCAAGCUAUCAAGGGAAGAGAAAGCCGUGAUCUUUGGGGACCUGCGCAUUUCCUCUGCUCCUCUCUAGAUGACUUGGACUACGAGAUAAUGCCCCUGUUAGAGGCCACUUUGGAGAAGAAGAAAAUAGCCAAGCAUCUGGAAAUUAUGGCUGGUGUUUUGGAGUGGAUUCUUUCUGGAGAGGAAGGAAGCGUUUUUGCUAGUCCACUCCAUUCCUUGACAGAUGAAGAAGCAGAUUUAGCUGCUGAGAUGUUGCAGAUCUGUGGGCUGGACUCAGAAACCAGGAAAGGAUCCAUCAUCUACCUGUGGAACAACGAAGCACGUUCUGAACUGGCUGCUCUCUACUCAAGCUUAUAUGCCUUGCAGAUCUUAAGUGGAUGA
Messenger RNA from Eublepharis macularius, 1365 nucleotides. RefSeq names its product gasdermin-D-like. The transcript has 10 exons. The coding region runs from base 1 to 1365 and encodes 454 amino acids. NCBI's taxonomy places the organism in Eukaryota, Metazoa, Chordata, Lepidosauria, Squamata, Eublepharidae. The record is from RefSeq and is a predicted model, not a curated record.